CUGUCCACGUGUUGCCGAGUAUCGGAAAGAAUCCCCGGAGCUCCGAUCGACGUUCUCUCUUUAGUCUCUAGUCAGAUAAAGUCGUGUCUCCGAUAGGUAAAACCCACCCUGCCCAACAUCUACACUCUCACAAGUCACAAUUACUCCCAAGCACUCUCUUUUUGGGGUUUCGUAAAUCUCCCAACUUCGCCCUUGGAAAACGACCCACUAAUCACGUACUUCCCCCAAUCCAUUUCUAUGCAUCUACGCAACCAGACCUCCUACGACACCACCACUACGCGAUUUCAAGCUCUAGGGUUUUCAUUAUCUCUGCUAAUGGUCAACCGAUGAACUGAUUUUUAGCUUAGGUCAUUCAAUUUUCUAUGAUGGAAGUUCAAAAUUCGGGAGCUGAGAGUCAAAGUCUUGACCGGAGUCAAGCGAUUCAGAAAACUGAUGGAGGACAGGUGGGUGUCGUUGCAGAUGGUGGCGGUGGAGGAGUGAAGGUUGAGGUAGGUAAUGCGGUUGGAGGAGCUCAAGUGGCGAAGCGGAAGCGAGGGCGGCCGCCUAGGGCUCAGGCCAACCAGCCGUCUGCUAAGAAGAUUAAAGAAGAGGAUGAGGAUGAAGACGUUUGUUUUAUUUGCUUCGAUGGUGGGAGUCUCGUGCUGUGCGAUCGCCGGGGCUGUCCAAAGGCAUACCAUCCGGCCUGUAUCAAGCGCGAUGAAGCAUUUUUUCAAACCAAAGCUAAAUGGAAUUGCGGUUGGCAUAUCUGUAGCGUAUGUGAGAAGACAUCAUAUCAUAUGUGCUACACGUGUACUUAUUCAUUGUGCAAAGGGUGCAGUAAAAAGGCUGACUUUAUGUGUGUGAGAGGUGAUAAAGGCUUUUGUUCAAUAUGCAUGAAAACAAUCACGCUCAUUGAAAACAGCGCACAAGGGAAGGAAGUAAAGGUGGAUUUUGAUGACAAGACUAGUUGGGAGUAUCUUUUCAAGGUAUACUGGAACUACUUAAAAGGAAAGCUAUCUCUAACUUUUAGUGAGAUUAUAGCAGCUCAAAGUCCAUGGGAAAGAUCCGAAACAAUCCCUUCAAUCGAAUCAACUUCACAUAUCAGUGCCAGUGGUAGAAGAAGCAUUACAUUAGAUACAUCUUUUGGAAAUCACGAGGCUAAUAAUAUUUCCAAAAGUAGCAAAACAUCUGAGCAAACUAAUGAACCCACAAAAGAAACUCCAUCUGUAAUCGAAUCCAAAGAGUGGGCAACCAAAGAGUUACUAGAUUUUGUUUCACACAUGAAAAAUGGUGACGUGUCCAUGUUAUCUCAGUUUGAUGUCCAGGCACUUUUGCUAGAUUACAUAAAAAGAAAUAAUCUGCGGGACCCACGAAAGAAAACCCAAAUCAUAUGUGAUACGAGGUUAAAGAAUCUUUUUGGUAAACCACGUGUUGGUCAUAUUGAAAUGUUAAAGCUUCUGGAGUUACAUUUUUAUAUAAAAGAGGAUGAUAGUUCACAGAAGAAUACAAUUGAGAAUAAUACUGUAUCUGUAAAACAAGUGGAUGCAGAUUGCAAGCCUGAUAAUAUGGUGAUGGUGAGUAACAAGGAACGUAGAAGUCACAGGAAGGCUGAACAACGUGUGACACAGAAUAAAUUGGAUGAAUAUGCUUCGAUUGAUGUGCAUAAUAUGAAUCUGAUAUACUUGAGGCGUAAUUUGAUGGAGAAAAUUUUUGAAGAUAGUGAAAAGUUUCAUGAAAAGGUUGUUGGAUCGAUUGUGCAAAUUAGGAUAUCGGGUAGUGAUCAGAAGGAUGAUAUGUACAGGCUUGUGCAAGUAGUAGGUACGACUAAGGCGGAUGUACCCUAUAAAGUUGGUGAUAAAUUAGUUGAUGUUAUGCUUGAAGUAUCAAAUUUAGACAAGAAGGAGACUGUGGCAAUUGAUACAAUUUCAAAUCAAGAAUUAUCCGAGGAUGAAUGCAGACGGUUGAGAGAGAGUAUAAGAUGCGGGCUUGUGAGAUGUUUUACUGUAGGUGAGAUACAAGAAAAGGCAAUGGCGCUUCAGUCACUUCUGGUUGAUGAUAGAAUGGAAGCCGAGAUGUUGCGGCUUAAUCAUCUUCGCGAUCGAGCAAGUGAAAAACGGCAGAAAAAGGGUCUUAGAGAAUGUGUACAGAAACUCCAACUUCUAAAGACACCUGAGGAGCGUGAACGCAGAUUACGUGAAGUCCCAGAGGUUCAUACUGAUCCAAAAAUGAAUCCUGAUUAUGAAUCUGAUGACACUGAAGAGUAUUUCAACAACGAACACGGAGAACAUCAGAAGCCCAAGUUUUCUUGGGUCAGUGGCACAAACACAAUCUCUCCUCAAAAGAGAGCGGAAAGUUCAAACGAUCAAAAUCAACCCAAAGACAACGUUGAGGAGGAUUCCAUCAAGCCUACAGGGACAUCGGAAAUGGAAAAAGACAUGAUGGAAUCAAAUCCCCCGGUGGAACCACCAAAAGAGGUCAAUUGUAACGGUUCAACAAUCCCUGAAUCCAAUCCCGAACCUCAUGUGAGCUCAUCGCUACCCACCAUUGUAGUACCGGAAUUCAAGAUUGAAACUCCUGCGAGGUCAUCGGUACCCACCAUUGUAGUACCGGAAUCCAACAUUGAAACUCCUGUGAGGUCAUCGGUACCCACCAUUGUUGUAUCGGAAUCCAAGAUUGAAACUCCUGUGACGUCAUCGUUACCAACCAUUGUUGUACCGGAAUCCAAGAUUGAAACUCCUGUGACGUCAUCGUUACCCACCAUUGCACCGGAAUCCAAGAUUGAAACUCCUGUGAGGUCAUCGGUACCUGCCAUUGUAGUACUGGAAUCCAAGAUUGAAACUCCUGUGAGGUCAUCAGUACCCACCAUUGUAUCGGAAUCCAAGAUUGAAACUCGUGUGAGCUCAUCGCUACCCACUAUUGAACCGGAAUCAACACCUUCUUCAUUUCUGUCCAUGUUGGAAAUCCCAUCUCCCAAUGAUGACAUAUGGCACUACCGGGACCCGAGUGGAAACGUCCAAGGCCCGUUUUCUAUGGUACAGUUGCAUCAAUGGAGUAUCCGUGGAUACUUUCCCAAUGAUAUGAGGGUAUGGGCGGGUCGAGAGGCCGAUUCUGUACUUCUAAACGAUGUAUUGCAACAACAGUUUAAUAAUCCCUACAAUGACCCAUGGCCCGGCAAUGAAAAAGUCAAUAAUCAAAUUGAGGAAGUCAAUGUUCCGCAAACUUCAUAUGCUAUGGACUCCGUCAAUCUUGAAAAGUUACCCAAUUCCGAUGAUAAUAAUUACAAUUUGAACUGUAACCCCCCAAAUAUGUCCAUUUCGAGUCCAAGCCCAAGCCCAAGCCCAAGCCCAAGCCCGAAGGGGCCCGAUACUGAUAUCAAUCAGCAUGUUUCUCAAGUUUUUCCUGUUGCAGAUGAAGCCCUUGUGGAUUUGCAAAGUCAACUGUUGAAGAAGGAAAGUCAUGAAAAUGAAAAAGACAAACAACAGUCUGCACAACCUUCCGGAAACCCAAACCCAAACCCAAACCCGACCCCGAACCCGCCUACGUGGAGUACUGCUUUAAGUUUAGUGAUUGGUGGGGCCCAAUUACCCGAAACGGGUGAUGAAUGGGGCCGAUAUCCUCCUAAGCCUGAGGAAUGGGGGUCGGCCCGGGUAUCGGUUUCUCCUUUAAAGCCUCUAGAAGUAUUGGAUCAUCAAGUCGGUAGUACAAAUAUGGAUCAAAUUAUGCAUCAUCAUUCAUCGCCUCCCCAAUCAUCACAACCGUAUCACGGUUUGCCAGCAUGGCAUGGACUCGGUGUUGGUGAAACCAUUGAGUUUGCCACGUUGGCGGAGGAAUCCGUUUCCGAUCUUUUGGCGGAAGUUGAUGCAAUGGAAUCCCGGAAUGGAGUCCCGUCUCCGACUUCUAGAAGGAAUAGUUUUCUUGAAGAUUUGUUUAAUGGUUCCAUGGAUGAUUUCAGCCCGACUGAUCAGGAUACAGAUAUGCAUUUACAUCGUCAAUCACAUCACUUCUCAUUUGGUCUCGAGACUAAACCCAUCGGAGCUGUUGCUAUUCCGGCCACAAAUUCCGAUCAUAUGGGGUUUAAAUGGGCUGAGAUGGGCAGUUCUGAGCUCCCACCACCACCGCCACCGCAACCACCACCGCCUCGCCAAGACAUGAUCGAUUUAAAUGAUUCCACUAGGGCUGAAACUGACGAGGGAGAAAGAGACGAUCUAGUUGAAGAAAAGUCAAGAAACGGUAUACUUCCACUGCCACCACCGCCGCCGCCACCACUGUCUCCGCCUCCACCACCGCCGGAAUCACGUGGAGGAAGGAAGUCGAAAGGCGUUGUAUCAGGUUGGCCGGGUGAACGGAUAAAAGCGGUGGCAGCAAGGAAAUUUAGUGGGUUUCCGGAUGUGGAGGAGGAAGAAGGUGAGUUUAUCCAGCCGGAUGCACCACCACCACCACCGCCGCCGCCACAGCCACAAUCACAACCGCCGCUGCUUCCGCUGCCACUGCCGCUGACGAUGGGAUUUGAUGUCGCGGAUUCACGAAGAAUGGGGUCAGAAAAGUAUACAGGAAGAGCAUCUCAGGGAGCCACCAGCGGAAGUAGAUCCUCCCAUAGCCGGAGUGUGAAUGCAGGGCGGGAGUCCUCCUCCCACCACAGGAGGUCUAGUGGGGGGGACAGAUAUAGCAACAGUACCAGCAACAAUAACAGUAUCAGUAAAAGUAUCAGUCCAAGAGAGAGGACACAUCAUGGUGAGGAUUCAGGACAUGGUAGAAGCAGUAGUAGAGCUUCAUGGGGUAGGCAGUCUUCAUUCAGUAGUGGCGGCAGCGGCGGCGGUGGUGCUGGUGGUUAUUCAAGGGCGCCGCCAUCAAAAGGGCAGCGUAUAUGUAAAUUUUAUGAGAGUGGGAGGUGCAAGAAGGGAUCUUCAUGCAGCUAUCUACACCAACAAGAGAGGUAAUAUUUUGGAUUUUGGGAGGAGGUGGUAAUGAUUGAAAUGGUGACAUGUGUUUUUUUGUAUAAUCAAUAUAUAAUGUAGUAGUGAUUAUGGUGUCUGCUGUCUAUAUUUUGGGAGUUGUGACUCUUGCCUAUGAUUCAAUUUACUCAAGUUAGUCACUUGUUGUACAACAAAAUUGAGCCAUUGAUAUCGUUGUUUGAUCUCAAUGAUGCUUUUUGCAUUCGAUAAUAUCACCCAAACUAUGGACAGGUUUGGGUGGAAGCUUUUCUGUGGUC
Molecule: messenger RNA, 5188 nt
Organism: Lactuca sativa (garden lettuce)
Lineage: Eukaryota; Viridiplantae; Streptophyta; Magnoliopsida; Asterales; Asteraceae
Molecular function (GO): metal ion binding; DNA binding; protein binding
Source: RefSeq, a predicted model, not a curated record